This is a messenger RNA of Aspergillus pseudonomiae, 830 nucleotides long. Its product is annotated as AP-1 complex subunit sigma. Lineage: Eukaryota; Fungi; Ascomycota; Eurotiomycetes; Eurotiales; Aspergillaceae. Gene Ontology annotation, molecular function: clathrin-cargo adaptor activity. The record is from RefSeq and is a predicted model, not a curated record. Gene Ontology annotation, biological process: vesicle-mediated transport; protein transport. Gene Ontology annotation, cellular component: AP-1 adaptor complex; intracellular membrane-bounded organelle. The transcript has 5 exons. The coding region runs from base 94 to 543 and encodes 149 amino acids.
UGAGUGUGUUUAAUUGUGUUCUUCCCUCCACCAACUCCUUUUCGUGGCCUUUUCGCUCCCCAUCAUCAACAAAUCACACUCCCACCGCACACAAUGGCUAUUCACUACUUGAUUCUCCUCUCCCGUCAGGGCAAAGUGCGCCUGGCCAAAUGGUUCACCACUCUUUCUCCCAAGGAGAAGGCCAAGAUCAUCAAAGAUGUGACCCAACUUGUCCUGUCCCGUCGGACAAGGAUGUGCAACUUCCUCGAGUAUAAGGACAGCAAGGUUGUUUACCGCCGUUAUGCUUCCCUCUUUUUCAUCGCCGGAUGCGCUUCGACCGACAACGAGUUGAUCACCCUCGAAGUCGUGCAUCGUUACGUCGAGCAGAUGGACAAGUAUUACGGUAACGUCUGCGAGCUGGACAUUAUUUUCAACUUCCAAAAGGCAUACUUCAUCCUGGACGAGCUACUGUUGGCGGGAGAGAUGCAGGAGAGCAGCAAGAAGAAUGUUCUCCGGUGCAUCAGUCAACAGGACAGCCUGGAAGACAUGGAGGUGAGUUAUUGACCGCCGUAUCUUGCUUAGAAGUUCGCAUAAACGAUGGUAGGGGUCUGAGGGUACUAUGAUCGGAUGUGAUCGUAUCCAUCGUCAGAGCUCUGCCGAGGUUGUUUUAGUCUGUUCUUUUGUGAUGCUCGGUCCUCUUUGCUGCCCCUUGUUUCUUGGGCUUGUGGUAUCUUAUGCGCGCGUUGCUCUUCCGCUCCACUUUGCUAUAUAUCACCCAAUUGUUUUGCCUGCAAUCCUUUUUGCCACCGCGGUCGUUUACUGCGUCUCGUUGAGGAAGAUGUGGUUACGAA